Penicillium cataractarum is the source of this 6177-nucleotide messenger RNA. RefSeq lists its product as uncharacterized. Gene Ontology annotation, molecular function: protein binding. The coding region runs from base 1 to 6177 and encodes 2058 amino acids. The transcript has a single exon. Gene Ontology annotation, cellular component: ciliary inversin compartment. The record is from RefSeq and is a predicted model, not a curated record. Gene Ontology annotation, biological process: protein localization to ciliary inversin compartment. NCBI's taxonomy places the organism in Eukaryota, Fungi, Ascomycota, Eurotiomycetes, Eurotiales, Aspergillaceae.
AUGUCUUUAUCAGACUUCGAAAGGGAUACCGUCCUGGUUGGUGCAGGAGACGUCCAGGGUUUCAACUCUGACAACAUACUCCCACUACCGGUGAAAGAACUUGCUAAAAUCACCAAAUGGCUUCAGCCAACUUCAUAUAAUUUUGAAAAAAGCGAAUAUUCUAGGCAUAGCGCCUCACAUCUUCUCGGUACCGGUACUUGGCUCACAUCGACCCAAAUUUAUCAACAGUGGCACUCUGAUGAUAAUGGCUUGCUGUGGCUCAAGGGCAUACCAGGGUCCGGGAAAUCUGUCAUGGCUGCUUCUAUAAUCAAGCAACUACAAGAAGCCAAUAUUCCGGUGGUCUACUUCUUCUUCCGGCAAAUCAUUGAAGCUAACCACAAGCCGAUCGUUGCGUUGCGAGACUGGCUGUGCCAAGUUCUGGACUACAGCCCGCCGCUACAAGUCAAACUACAAAACUAUGUUGCAAAAGGUCGAUCUCUUGAUAGUUUGUCACCAGACGACCUUUGGAGCGACCUCAUGAUGGCAUUGCACGGUUUCCCUAAGGUUUAUUGUGUAACAGAUGCUUUGGAUGAGAUGGACCGGGGAAAUGAUGAAUUUCUUAAGCGCUUGGUUGCCCUAGGCCAAUGGCGACCAAAGAAUGUCAAGGUUUUGAUGACCUCGCGCCCAAUAGCCCGCUUGGAGACUUCUUUGAGGUCCUUUUCUAUCCCGCAACUACGGCUAGAGGAAAGAUUUGUGGAUCUUGAUAUCGCAGCAUAUGUUCAGUAUAAGCUUUGUGGCUCAUCCAUCGCCAAAGAAAAUUGGAGUGCUAUUCAAGAGGCGAUUCCUGGUCGAGCAAAUGGGAUAUUCCUAUAUGCGAAGAUUUCCAUGGAUGUCUUCCUUGAGCCUGGCGCAGAUGUGCAAGAAGUCCUCAACGCACUACCAAUGGACCUGAACACUAUGUAUGAUGAACUUCUACAGGAGCAUGCUCGGCGAUCGAAUGUGCCCCCUGAGCUCCAACUCAUUAUCCUUCAGUUUGUCACCCACGCAACACGCCCACUACGACUUCUUGAGAUUGCUGAAAUGCUGAGCAUACACUCUGAAUACAAUCGGACCCUCAAAGAAACCAAAGACCUAGUCAGAGCUGCUUGCGGACCCCUUUUGGAAGUCUUGCCCGAUGAAACUGUAUCGGUCAUCCACCACACAUUCACCGAAUUUCUUAAUGGUUACACGCGAUCGAGACCCACGAACAACUUCGAGUAUCCGAUAUUUGAAGCUGGCUCAACCAAUUUGCGCCUUGCUAUGGCAUGUUUGUGCUACUUGCGGACAGGAUGUCUCGACAACAUCGAGAUCACAAAAAUAAUACCGAUGGAGGACUAUCGCCACUUCAAGGAUCGGAGGGAAAAGAAAACCAGAGAAUUGCGAUUACAAUUCCCAUUCUUAGAGUACGCCGCAAAUAACUGGUACAAGCAUGCCCACCGGGCAGAGGUAUCGGGAGUAAAUCUGGAAAUGUUCCAUGACGCUCUUGAUGCCCUUUUUGCAGACACCCUCCCGUACAAUGUUUGGUUAGAUCUGGCCUGGCCAGGCUGGGGAAUUGACGGCAUUACACCCCUUCACGUCGCUGCCCAAACUGGUCUGGCUCAACUCGCAAAACAUAUUUUAUCCAAACGCAAAAUCGCCGAGAAAGAAUCUGUGGCUUUGCCUAUAUACUGGGCAGCUUCGCACAAUCACGGAGAUGUUAUUCAGGUGCUCGUUGAUUAUGGAGCUGACCCAGAUGUUGAACUGAGCGAAGGGCUAAAGCCAUUGCAUCUGGCCGCCAAAUUGAACCACGUAGAUGCUGUCAAGGCUUUAAUCGCUGCUGGAGUCAGUCCGUUGACACCAAAGACAAAGGAAGACAAUCUACCAACGGGGGGAUGCGCCUUGCCCGACACUAGCACCAUAGGCGACACCCCCUUGAUGUACGCGUGCCAUGCUGGUCAUCUGGAGGCAGUGGUCGAGUUUGUUCCUAAAUUAAAGGCUGUAGAGGACAUGCACAGGGCACUAUAUUGGGCGGCCGAGAAAGGUCGAUCGAGCAUUGUGGAACUAAUUUUACAACAGCCUGGGGUUGAUGUCAACGUCAAGUUGCAAGGUGAAACCGCGCUAUUCGUGGCAUGCAAGAGUUCACAUCUCAAGACAAUCGAAGCCUUGAUCAAAAGUGGCGCUGAUCCUAACAUCAUCUGCGAAAGUAUCAAUGAAGACAGAAGCAGACGCUCUUCUAGGGCGAGCUCACCAAAGGAAAAGUCUUCUUCCGCCUGCGAAAGGGGAUACAUGGCACUUCAUGCUCUCUGUAAGAACAAGGUUUGGGGAAAACAGGCAUCCAGCCAAGCUGCCCAAUCUGUGAAGGUCCUUCUCCAAGCUGGCGCCAAUGUCCACGCUAUGGACCCCAUAGGCUCGACAGCUUUGCACUACGCACUCAAGUCGUCGAUCGCAUGGAUUAAGCCUCUGCUGGAUGCAGGUGCUGAUCCUGCUGCAGAAAACGACAAUGGAGAAACGCCUCUCCAUUCCCCAUCGUCGCUCGAAAAUGAAGCGCUAUCACUGCUCCUAGAGAGUGGGAAAGUGGAUAUCAAUAAACGCAGAGCAAAGGAUGGAAUGACGCCAUUGCUUUGUCGCCUUUCUCGUGUUACAGGCUACAAAUUUGAUGACCCGAAAGUGAUCGACUUUUUAGCCUACAUGCCCGACGUGAAUGCCACCGAUUCGAAAGGAGACGGUCCAUUGCACCUGGCUUUGAGGCGCCUCUGCCGCGACCAUGAGCUUAUUGACGCUUUGCUAGCCGCAGGCACCGAUCCAAAUUUAAAAAACGCAGUGGGAAACACUCCAUUGCACGAAAUGAGGAAUGGUGUUACUCAGGAAAUAAUGAAAAGUCUCCUUCUAGCCGGAGCAGAUCUUGAAACACGCAACAACAACGGUCAGUCGGUUCUUUUCGCUCAAUUGUCACCAUGCAAAGCUUUGCGUGAUAAGUCAAAAAUUCUGGGCCACCUCGCCAACGAGGGGGCACGUCUUGAUACGCGUGACUAUAAAGGUCGUACUCUGUGGCAUUGUGCCAUUGACAGCCUAGACACACUUUCUCUUCUCCAAAGCCUAGGAGUCGAUCCUCUGGUGUCAGACUAUGAUGGCAACACACCGCUCCAUGAAGUUGUCACUGAUAAGUCAUUGAAUAGAAAGCGAAAAGUAUUGGAGAGAUUGAUUGACAUGGGCAUGAACAUUAAUCAACGCAAUCACCAAGGCCGGACCGUCUUGCAUAUUGUCUGCUCAAGAGAUGACUUUGUAGUGAAUUGGGAUGGAGACACGGUUUACAUGGUCCUUGAUUACGUCCUCGAACAGUCUAGUGAAUGCUUAACAGUCAGUGACCACAAGGGUAUCCAGCCAUUACAUAUCGCUGCUACAAUCUCCGAAACCUUUGUUCUGAAGAUUCUCAACGCUGGGGCCGACAUUUGCGCGGCUACACAUGAGAAGAUGACAGUCCUUCAUCUUGCCGCGCGCGCACGUCAAUCUGGAAUCAUCGAUAUCAUACUAUCUCGAGCCAAGUCUCUUGCGGCGCAGAAACGCUUAGACUUUGUGAACAGUCAGGAUGAUGAUGGGCGAACUGCCCUUCAUUAUGCAUGCCGUUCUGGCCGACCUGAAACUGUGAAAUCCUUGCUUGAUGCUGGAGCAGCCUGUGAUGUUCUUGACAUCCACGGGCACUCUCCACUUGCAUUGUGUGGGGAAUUCGAAAAGGAAGCCUCGCUUUGGGAUCGCCGAAUGCCCUCAGCAAGGCCGCCAGGUACACGGCCAAAUAGGGGCCUCAAUGCAGCAGGUCUAACGCUGAAGGAUGACAUGCGUCCAUUCUUUGAUCGAGCCGAGGAUGAUACAGACCCCAUCUUUGGAAGAAUUAAUUCAGAGCAUGAUACAACACGAAUGGCGGAGAUUAUAGACCUGCUUGUCAAAUAUGGGGCUGAUCUUGAGAGCGACUAUGGAUCUUUAGAGUCUGCGUGGAAGAAUUCCACGCACCCUGAAUAUGGAUAUACACUCUCUUGUCUCUCACCCUUGCGGAUCCAAUCUCCCUCGCCACCUAUUAUUCGUUUUGGAGGGCACCCCACGGUUGAGGAUUUCGAUAGGCAGCUGCAAAUAUCAGUUGCAAUCAAUUGUCGCAACGCAAUAAAAGAUGCCCUCGAGAAACGCGGGGAACAGGAAGGGGAAAAUGGAAAGAAAUGGCACGUGGACCACCAUUUGUUCUCACAACAACGCUCAGCAGAGAACGCUUUGGCUUUGAGAUACUACGAUCUCUUUGAAGAUCUUUCAGGGGGAGUGGACAGCCUCCAUGUCCCCGAUUAUCACGGACACACAUCCCUGAACAUGCUUGCUCGAUGGGGGUUUGUUGAAAUUCUCGACCGUUUGUGUACGCGAGAGAUAGCGACGCAGCUUGACGGCGUUUACUGGGCCUCAAACCCAGACGAAAAUGACCUCCACCAGUGCAGUAUACCAUUGAUAAUGUCUGCUUGCGAAAGACAACUUCCCAACAUGGACGUCCUGAAACUGAUUGUUGAAGGCUUUGGAGUCAACGUAAAUUCGAAACGCACGAAGCGUAUUACCCGCGACAAGGGAUACUACCCAUCAACUACCACUGGGGUUUUGCAUGAACUUGCCGUUGGAAAAUUCUGGUGGCAUGUGGACAAAGCCUUGCCGUAUUUGAUCAAAAUGGGUGCAAACAUCAACAUUCAAAACAGAAAGGGAGAGACACCACUCAUCGUUGCCAUCAACUCUUCUCACCCAUUUUCCAAGGAAGCCUAUGAAGCUCUCAUAGUAGCCGGUGCGGAUGUCAAUGCGGUUGACACUGCGGGCAACACAUGUCUUUCACUGGCUGGGGACAAUAUGGAUAUCAUCAAGAUUUUGAUUGCACAUGGCGCUGAAGUCAGCCCGUCCGCUAUAGUCUCUGCUCUAGACCUUGAGAAGGUAGAAUUGCUUGAGGUUCUACUCUCUCGAAGCGGAAGUUCAAUAUUGAGGGAACCGCUUCCAGCACGGAUCUCCUACAGUACUAGGUCGGCUCAUUUCAAAACUGUCGGAUCCGGAACCUUGCCACUACUGUAUGCGGCUGCGUAUAGUGCUCACAGUGCUGGGAGGAGCAGACUGAACUCGAACAUUACAAUCAGGAAGCAAUCGGUGGAUAUACUUUUGAAGCAUGGGGCGGAUCCAUAUGCUACCUUUCAUAAAAAGCAAUACCAGGUUAUCGACCCUUGGAGUUCACUCACUGAGGAGCCAAGGGAGUUCCCAGUCACAACUGCGACUAUAAUUCACGAGCUUCUGGGUGAUGGUCAGAUUGUGGACCCAUUCUUCAACUUGCCGUCCUUGGAUACUGAGCGCCGUGAUGAGAAUGGCUGCACCCUGAUCUUAGCCGCGUCAAAGAAUGAUGGCAGUCAUGUAGGACCAUCCGACCAGAUAUUAAACUCUAUGGACUGCUUUGCAGAGCUCAUCAGUCGUGGGGCAGAUGUCAUGGCCCAAGACAACGAGGGGAGAACGAUCCUGCACCACAUCGGCCGCAGGAUCAUUGUGAGCUCUGCACUCCGGACCGCUGUGACAGCCAACCCAAGUCUCAUACACCUAGCUGACGAUGCCAAUGAGACGGCUCUUCAUUACGCCCUGCGUGACAAAUGUCCCGAAAUGAUUCAAUUCCUCCUGGACAAUGGAGCGGAUCUCCUCCAACCAGACAAAAAUGGAGACACAGCCCUCCACCACAUUUCCAAAUUCUUCAAAUUGGAUCAAGUCCUGUUCGAAAGAUUCAUCAGAGCAGGUGUCGACAUCAACGCGCGAAACAAAAUUGGGGAGACACCAAUAUUUGACCUCUUGAAGCAAAAUAAUGAGAACGUGUGCGGUUCAGCGGAAGACCAGAUAUACAAGGACUCCGCCUUCGAGUUCCUCCUGAAUUCUGGGGCUGAUGUUUUUGCCCGAAGAAAUGACGGAUCUACGCUACUUCAUCUCCUUGCUGGAAUUAAGCUAGAAGAUCCGUUUGGAAGCAAGCGCUCGGGAGAUAGACGCGUGGGUGUGAGACGUUUCAGGCGGCUGAUGGAUAUGGGCUUGGACCCUAUGACUGAGGACAAGAGACAGAGGACUAGUAUUGAUGUUGCAGCCGCGUGCGAGAACGAGCUUAUUUUGAAGUUGUUCAAGAGAGAGCCUAUGAAGUGGAAAUGA